CAAAUAAAUCACUGACGCCAUCUGGUCGCCAUAAGCGAUAAAGAUUAAAUGCAAGCUUUCAAUUUUUUUCAUUAUUCCUACAUAAAUGUGGUGAAUUAUUGAAGUGAAAAAUCCAUUCUAUUAUUAAUUUUGAAAAUCAUGAAUUUCGAAUAUCCAAAGCCAGACUUUACGAAAGACGUGUCCACGGACGCCCCUCGUAAUGGACUACCAACCAAACCCAACGGUUUUUACUCAAGGCCAAGACAGUUCCAGGACUGCAGCCCUCUUUUGCGCACUGCUUACUCCCGUAACCCUUAUGAUAAGAACCCCCCGAAUCGCAAUAACUCGCUAAAUAACAAUAAUAGUCAACAUUUUAACAAACCGGUGUACAAUAGACUAGGACAGAGGAAUAAUUCCUACACAAAAACUAAUCCAAGUUGUGAUACGCAAGAUGGUGAGAAAAACAAUUCCCCACGGAAAUAUAGUAACAAGAGGCCAAACGAGGGCUGGUCAGGUUCUGGUGGUCCAAAGCGCAAGUGGACUGACAAAAGGACUCCAUAUUACCAAAAUGUUAAUACUACCAAUAACCUUAACCUGGCCCAGAACAGGAUGGAUAGGAUUAGGAAUAAUAGUCUACAAGAGGACGAAAUUGUGAUCCACAAAAAUGUUGUUCCUGAGACAACAGUGAACCUUAAUGACACUCAAGAUAUUGACGCCACGGACAUUACUGUUGAAGUUUUCAACCCAGGAGCCCAAAUUAGCGACGACAAAUGUAUUGAACGGUUUAAAAUGAUACUGGAUCCAAAGACACAAGCGGCAAUUAAAACGAUUCAACAAAAGAGAAAAGACAAACAGGUCAUUUUUCCGUUUCCUGUUACACCAAAUGUGACUGGCGUUUCUCUCCAUGAGAGGUUCACUAACUUGUAGUUUUUUUUUAUUAGUAAAGUUGAGCGUAACGUUGGUAAUUUACCAGUAUUCAUUUUUUGAGGAUCUGAAAAAAGUGAGUGAACUCUCAGCUGUUUUAUUGUUAAUGGAAUUCAACAUUCAUUUUCAGGAGUUACUUUUAAUGUUUGACCGCUCUUAUUUCAGCGGUUUUAUACCUAAAUAAACGGUUACUUGAUUAGAA
Tribolium castaneum (red flour beetle) is the source of this 1105-nucleotide messenger RNA. Its product is annotated as myb-like protein D. The transcript is spliced from 2 exons. NCBI's taxonomy places the organism in Eukaryota, Metazoa, Arthropoda, Insecta, Coleoptera, Tenebrionidae. The coding region runs from base 139 to 906 and encodes 255 amino acids. The record is from RefSeq and is a predicted model, not a curated record.